This is a messenger RNA of Brassicogethes aeneus, 1473 nucleotides long. NCBI's taxonomy places the organism in Eukaryota, Metazoa, Arthropoda, Insecta, Coleoptera, Nitidulidae. The record is from the annotation of a GenBank genome assembly.
CAAAGUUAUUAACCUUAAAACUUUUUGACGUGAAUAUCCAUAAUCUUUAUAAUCUGUGUGAAUAUCAAUUGUCAAUAAUUGACAACAAGCUGUUUUGUGUUGACAAAAUUAAAUCUUACACUCUAUUAUAGCAAGGUAUAACUGGCAUUUAAUCAUGUUUAGUUUGACGAGGGUUUGCAAUAUAUCGCGAUUUACACCACAAAUAAAAAAUGUUUGCCUAAAUUCAUCGCGGAAUCUACAAAAACUUGCUUUACGACCAAAUUCAAACCCUGUUUGGAAAAGGCAAACAUUGAUAAACAACAUUAAGGUGAAAAACUUGUUUCGAGGAACAGGUACUGUUGCUGUACGAUUAAGUUCGAAUGUUUCACCAAAAGGACAAAAAGCAGUUGGGUAUUGGCUGUUGACAUGCAGCGGAAUGGUUUUUGUUGCUGUUGUUUUAGGGGGAGUUACAAGGCUUACUGAGUCUGGAUUAUCUAUGGUGACAUGGAAAUUACUGGGAGAAAAAAUGCCGCGUACAGAAAAAGAAUGGGAGGACGAAUUUCAUCAGUAUCAGCAAUUUCCAGAGUUUCAAAUCAAAAACAAAGAUAUGACCUUGUCAGAGUUCAAGUUUAUAUGGCACAUGGAAUAUGGUCAUAGGCAGUGGGGUAGGUGUAUAGGAGCAGCGUUUUUAAUACCGGCAGCCUAUUUUUGGGCACGCGGUAGGUUUAAACCUGGAAUGAAGCCAAGAAUAUUGGCGUUUGGAAGUCUAAUUGGAGCCCAGGGUCUUAUGGGUUGGUACAUGGUAAAAUCGGGGUUAGAGGACAGAUUUCACGGCGAAUGCGACGUUCCCAGGGUGUCUCAGUACAGACUGGCCAGCCAUUUGACCAUGGCAUUCGGCCUGUACACAUUAUUUUUGUGGUCCGCUUUGGACCAUUUAAUACCGGCGCAGUCGAUACAAAUAUCCAGUCAAACUGCGUUGAAAGCGUCCAGAAAGUUCAGAAUGCUCGCGCAUACCUGCAAGGGGAUGGUGUUCUUGACGGCUGUAUCAGGAGCCUUUGUGGCCGGUUUGGAUGCCGGUCUGGUGUACAACUCCUUCCCCAAAAUGGCCGACAAAUGGAUUCCGGACGAUAUUUUGGCGUACACGCCGAAAAUUUCGAACUUCACCGAAAAUCCCACCACCGUUCAGUUUGAUCACAGGGUCAUGGGCACCACUACUUUGGCGUUAAUAUCAGCUCUGUGGCUGAUAUCGAGAAGGCGAACUUUACCGCCCAGGGCAUACACUGCUGCCAGCGCAUUCGCCGUAAUGGCGUGGAUGCAGGUUGGACUAGGCAUUACAACACUUCUUACUUACGUCCCCACAGCUAUAGCAGCUUCCCAUCAAAGUGGAUCUUUAGCUUUACUUUCCACAGCUAUUUGGUUGUCGCACGAGUUAAAAAAAUUGCCUAAAUAAGUAUUAUAAGCUGUAAAGUAAUUAAAUAAAUGUAUAAAUGUGUU